This is a messenger RNA of Fonsecaea multimorphosa CBS 102226, 837 nucleotides long. RefSeq lists its product as uncharacterized. Gene Ontology annotation, biological process: U4 snRNA 3'-end processing; nuclear mRNA surveillance; poly(A)-dependent snoRNA 3'-end processing. Bases 1 to 837 code for a protein of 278 amino acids. Gene Ontology annotation, cellular component: cytoplasmic exosome (RNase complex); nucleolus; nuclear exosome (RNase complex). Lineage: Eukaryota; Fungi; Ascomycota; Eurotiomycetes; Chaetothyriales; Herpotrichiellaceae. The record is from RefSeq and is a predicted model, not a curated record. The transcript has a single exon.
AUGGCUCCUUUACUCAUGAGUGAGCCUCCUCAGGCAUCUCUGCACACGUUGAUUAAUGCAGAUGGGUCAGCAACAUACAGCGCACCGCGAGAGGGCUACAAGGUUAUCGCCGGCGUCAAUUACCCGGUCGAAGUUCCUUACCGAUCUGAUGAGAUUCCUGAGUCGACCGUGAUUGAAGUCAAUCUCAGACCACAUAAUGGUGUCGGAAUGGUCAAGGAACGACACAUUGAAGAACUCAUCAAAAGAACGCUUCAAGCUAUCGUACUUGGCCAAGAGACUCCACGAACCAUGUUGCAGCUCACCCUCCAAGUCCUGUCUGUCGAAGGUGACGAGAGCUUACCUGGCGGAGUCAGAGGGGCUGGGCAAGGUGAGACUUAUCUCGACUUGCUUACUUCGGCAUUCAAUGCUGCCAUCCUUGGAUGCUUAGACGCAGCUGUGCAGAUGAGAACAUUGGCUGCUGCUGCUCUCAUUGGCGUCAGCCGUGACAAUGGGCAGAUGAUCAUCAAUCCAGGCGUUGCGCAGCGAAACAAAUGCUCGAGCUUGCAUGUUUUUGCCUUCGGUAAAGAUGGCACAACGUUGUUGAUGGAGAGUGAAGGCAAGUUCAGCAUGGAAAGUUGGCAACAAGCAGCACAUGCUGCUCGCUUAGCAAUUCUUGGUCACUCCUCUGUCACCAGCACCAAUGCCAGGGGAGGCAACCAACAAUCGAACGGAGAUGUUGCCAUGAACGGAACAGACGGUACAACGGGCGAGAACUCGGUGAUCUGUGUACUGGAUGUGAUAAGAAAUGCUAUGGAAGCUCGGGUGAUUAAGGACGAACGCUGGCGACAGGAUCGAUGA